Apis laboriosa (Himalayan honeybee) is the source of this 740-nucleotide messenger RNA. RefSeq names its product N-alpha-acetyltransferase 20 (gene Naa20A). Lineage: Eukaryota; Metazoa; Arthropoda; Insecta; Hymenoptera; Apidae. Gene Ontology annotation, molecular function: protein-N-terminal amino-acid acetyltransferase activity. Gene Ontology annotation, cellular component: NatB complex. The transcript is spliced from 6 exons. The record is from RefSeq and is a predicted model, not a curated record. Gene Ontology annotation, biological process: N-terminal peptidyl-methionine acetylation. Bases 97 to 618 code for a protein of 173 amino acids.
AACGAGUAAAUUACAUUUAUGUGACUGAGUUUGGAAUUGAUAGUGUCUUCAUAUUAAAUUAUAUUUAUUUAUUUAAUUUUUCAUAAUUUUUAAAACAUGACAACUCUUAGACCUUUUACAUGUAAUGAUUUGUUCAAAUUUAACAAUGUAAAUUUAGAUCCUCUGACAGAAACAUAUGGACUUUCUUUUUAUACAUAUUAUCUAGCACAUUGGCCAGAAUAUUUUCAAGUAGCAGAAUCACCAAGUGGAGAAAUUAUGGGUUAUAUUAUGGGAAAAGCUGAAGGACAAGGGGAAAAUUGGCAUGGUCAUAUAACAGCUCUUACAGUUUCACCUAAUUAUAGAAGAUUAGGUUUAGCUGCAAUGUUAAUAGAAUUUUUAGAGAAGGUUUCAGAAAAGAAACAAGCAUAUUUUGUAGAUCUCUUUGUAAGAGUUAGUAAUAAAGUAGCAAUCAAAAUGUAUCAGCAAUUGGGAUAUAUUGUAUAUAGAACUGUUUUAGAAUAUUAUAAUGGAAAUCCAGAUGAAGAUGCUUUUGAUAUGAGAAAGGCACUAUCUAGAGAUGUAAAGAAAAAAUCAGUAAUACCAUUAACUCAUCCUGUAAGACCUGAAGAAAUAGACUGAAUAAUGUAAAUAUAUUAUUAUGGAUUUAAUAUAAAUUAAAUUAUGGUUUAUGGGAAAUUUAAGAAAUAUUAUUGUGAUAAAGUUUUUAAUAUAAUAUGUAAAAUAAAUAGUCUUUUAAAGUA